Molecule: messenger RNA, 2536 nt
Organism: Podarcis muralis (Common wall lizard)
Lineage: Eukaryota; Metazoa; Chordata; Lepidosauria; Squamata; Lacertidae
Source: RefSeq, a predicted model, not a curated record
UUGAAUAUAUGGGUUAACUAAUAAUUAGGCUUAAACUGGGAGCUGCAGUAAAGAUACUAUAAAUAUAAGAAACCGCAGAAAGGGAGGAGGGAGGCAGAAAUGGGGUUUUGAAAUUUGAUGUAAAAUAAUAUCUUUUUUGUUUGAUGGAAACUGGAAAAUGAUACACACACACACACACACACACACACAAAUAUAUAUAUAUAUAUACGAGAAAGGUGGUAUAUAAAUGCAAUAUAAAAAAAUCGAUAAAUCAAAGUGAACUCUCAGCAAAGACUGGUGAUUGGCAUACAUUUAAAGGGGACUGUAGCUUGUAAAGGGUUCAGGGAACUGUAGGUCCGUAAGGGGCAAACUAUAGUUCCCAUUAUCCUUUGGUGGAAGCCAUAGGGUUUAAAUGCGUGGCGUGUACAUAGCCAUAAUCAAACCUCUGCAAAAACAAAUCAGGAGGGGUGCCCAAUAAACAGGCUGUCAGGAGGAGCUGUCCAUGGACCAUUUAGUCAGGCAUAGGCAAACUCCGGCCCUCCAGAUGUCCCUAGCUAACAGGACCAGUGGUCAGGGAUGAUGGGAAUUGUAGUCUCAAAACAUCUGGAGGGCUGGAGUUUGCCUAUGCCAGGUUUAGCUAUUCUUAUGUUCUUAAAGAAGUUGCAAGAGACAAUAACCGCCUGACAAAAUGUCCCUCUUCUUCCCCCCACAGCUGAGACUCAAUUAUGAAAACUACCGGAAGAAGCAUUGAUAGCAAGGCAGUGCCGGAACCAAAGCCCAUAGUUCACAAAUGGGAGGUGACAAAUUCGCUUCUCCGAACAGUGCUGGUCACCAGCUUGGGAUCUAUCCAAUAUGGUUACAUCCUCUGGGUAGUCUAUUCACCAGUGCUGCUCAUGGAAGACAUGGGUAAUGCUGCGAAGACUCCAGGAGAGCAGCAGUAUCUGUCCUUCAUGCUAGGCCUUGCCAUCAGUUUGUUCCCUAUUGGAGGCCUUACUGGAGCACUCAUCGCAGGAGUCAUGGUGGACGAAUAUGGAAGGAAAGGUGCCUUGCUGAUCAAUUGCUUCUCCUCCAUGGUGUCCUCUAUGUUGAUGGUUUGCGCCACUGUGGUGCAAGCCUUCCUGUUCACGAUGCUUUCACGCUUCAUCGUUGGAAUAACCAUAGGCAUCUUCUCCAUCGUGGUCCCAUUGUACCUCAUAGAGAUCUCCCCACUGAACAUGAGGGGAGCCAUUGGCAUGCUGCCUCACUUCUUUCUAGCUGUAGGUGUCCUCCUGGCUCAGACACUCUCUUUUCCUGAAAUGCUGGGGAACGAAGAAGAUUGGCCAAUACUGACAAGUGUCCCUGGAAUACUGGCAUUAUUUCAGACCGUUGUCGUUCCUUCCUUCCCCGAAAGCCCCAGGUAUCUCCUGAUUCAGAAAAAUGAUGAAGAAAAGGCCAGGCUAGCCUUGCAGAAGCUGAGGCACAAUGAGGACGUGCAGGAGGAGAUAGAAGAGCUGCAGCAGGAGAAGAUGGCUGAGAAGACGGAGAAGAGCAUGAACUCACUUAAGCUGCUGUGCUUCCCAAGCCUGCGGUGGCAAGUCAUCUCAGUCAUUAUCUUGAUGGGUGGCCAACAGCUCUCUGGAGUCAACGCAGUAUACUUUUAUACAGAGAGACUCUACCUGUCUACAGGAACUGACCUAAAUAAUCUCCCAUACAUCCGUUUAGCAUCAAGCGUUGCCAUCAUCAUUUCAGUCUUUGUCGGGAUAGUUUACAUUGACUCAAUGGGGCGAAAGUUCCUGCUGCUCCUUGGUUUUGGCAUGUGCACCAUCCUCUGCGUCGUAUUAACCAUGAACCUUGAACUUCAGGGAGAUGCCUUGUGGAUGUCUUACGUCGAUGCGCUCCUCAUCAAUAUUUUCCUCAUGGUACAUGCCGUCGGACCCAGUGCUCUUCCCAACCUGAUAAUAGCAGAGCUUUUCCUUCAGUCCUCGCGGUCCUCAGCCUAUGUGGUCGGGGGAUUUGUGCAUUGGUUCCUAAACUUCUUCAGCAUUGUGACCUUCCUCAAUAUCCAAAAAUACAUCGGAUUCUUCAGCUUCCUCAUCUGCUGUCCGAUAUGUGCUGCCACCUUCUUUUUCAUCUUAAAGAUGGUCCCAGAAACCACGCACCAGACUUUUCUGGAAAUCAGGAAGCAACUGCCCAUCUACGUGGCCCAAAGGCAGAUCACCAAGAUGGAGCGAAUGCCGAGGAGAAACACCAGGCGGGCGUUGGGGGAGGGGCAAAACCCUGUGUAGAAUUUGAUUAUAAACAUUUAUAAUCGAGCCAUGAUCCCAAGGGAAUCUCUACGGUUGUCCUUCAGCUGUCUCAGCACCGUUGACACACCAGUAUUGAGGUUUUGCCUCGAUUCAUUCAUUGCCCACCCUCCACCCUAAAGUGUGGGCUCCAAACUUAGGUGGGGUCCGAGAAAUACUCACCUCAAGGGUCAAAAGCCCAAGUAGAAAGGUGCAUCUUCCACAUUUGAUAGAAACUGCAUAAUGCCAAGCACACCACUGUGGGGAGGGAAUUUCACAUCUUAGCAGAUCACACA